Eremothecium sinecaudum is the source of this 417-nucleotide messenger RNA. RefSeq names its product 60S ribosomal protein eL14. Gene Ontology annotation, cellular component: cytosolic large ribosomal subunit; ribosome. Gene Ontology annotation, biological process: translation; ribosomal large subunit biogenesis. Gene Ontology annotation, molecular function: RNA binding; structural constituent of ribosome. Lineage: Eukaryota; Fungi; Ascomycota; Saccharomycetes; Saccharomycetales; Saccharomycetaceae. The coding region runs from base 1 to 417 and encodes 138 amino acids. The record is from RefSeq and is a predicted model, not a curated record. The transcript has 2 exons.
AUGUCCACCGAAACUAUUGUUAAGGCAUCCAACUGGAGAUUGGUUGAAGUUGGUCGUGUUGUUUUGAUCAAGAAGGGCCCAUCCGCUGGCAAGUUGGCCACUAUUGUCGAAAUCAUCGACAACAAGAGAGCUUUGAUUGACGGUCCAGAAACCGGUGUUCCUCGUCAAGCUAUCGACUUGGGUCAUGUUGUCUUGACUCCAUUGGCUUACGCUUUGCCAAGAGGUGCUAGAACUUCCACUGUGUCUAAGAAGUGGAUUGCUUCUGGUGUCUCCCAGAAGUGGGCUUCUUCCUCUUGGGCUAAGAAGAUUGCUCAACGUGAAAGACGUGCUACUUUAUCCGACUUUGAAAGAUUCCAAGUUAUGGUAUUGAGAAAGCAAAGAAGAUAUGUUUUUAAGAAGGCUGUUGCUAAGGCUUAG